AGUCACCGUAGAUCUUUGGUGCAGGGGCCGAACAUCAUAAAGGACGUAAAUACUAAAUAAAAGACCAGAUUAUAAACGGAAAAUAAUUUAGAAAAGAUUUAAUGUAUCAAAAUGGUAAAAUUGAUGAGUUUAUAUACUGUUUACAUGAUAAAUGGCGGUCAAAACAGAGAUGGUGGCGGACGCUGCACAAUGGCCGCCGGGGGAGAAGACAUCCAGGGGCGGAAAUUUCCAUUUUUUGAAGGCGGUGACGGCGGGGUGUGGCGGAGCGAGGCCGGACCAGCGUGGCGAGGGACCUGCUACCCCGGAACGCCCCUAACACCGCAGCAAAGCCCUCAAUUCCCCUUGCAGGACCCGAGGAACUCAGUGAUGGAGAAGAUAGUGUAUGCCGGGGUGUCGCUGGAGGUCCCGUCGGAGGUGUGCGAGAACAUCAACAUCCUCUUUGAAAUGAUAUCACCAGACACUUGGAACAACCACCUCACUGAUGAACACCGGGAGAGGCUAAUGGGGUUCCUUCCAACCUUCCCACAAAACGACCUGCAGGAGAAGACGCGCACCCUGGAAAUGUUCUUUAUGGACGAGAACUUCCGGCACGGCACACACCCGCUCCGCCUCUUCCACGAGCAGCUGGCAAAAGGAUUCUUCAACCCUGAGAUUGCAAAGAUGAGGGGCCAUCCAUAAGAAGAUACUGUUCCA
This is a messenger RNA of Scylla paramamosain (green mud crab), 693 nucleotides long. Its product is annotated as nuclear factor related to kappa-B-binding protein-like. NCBI's taxonomy places the organism in Eukaryota, Metazoa, Arthropoda, Malacostraca, Decapoda, Portunidae. The record is from RefSeq and is a predicted model, not a curated record. Gene Ontology annotation, molecular function: protease binding. Gene Ontology annotation, cellular component: Ino80 complex.